CGGACGAGUUUUUCGGACGGACCGGAAGCAUCGAGCGGACACACAUACAGGUUGCAAACAGCGCGUUUUGGGGGUUUUAAUCUUUAUAAUCCAACCCUUUUUUCUCGGAUAUGUCUCAGAAUGCACUGAGGAGAAUAGCUACAGAAUAUUGUAGUUUUAGGACCAUCAGGAGAUUUUUACAGAUUCCGGAGAGAAACCUGUCCGGUUCCGGUGGAGUGAAGGACGCUGGGAAGGAGGCGUUCGACGUUUCUUUGCUGGAGUUUCUUGUUUGUCCUCUUUCUAAGAAACCUCUCAGAUACGAGGAAACGACGAACGAACUGAUCAACGAAGAGCUCGGCAUUGCGUAUCCCAUAAUAGACGGCAUCCCGAAUAUGAUUCCUCAGGACGCACGCCUGAUCAAGGAGAACGAAGGAGCUGAAAAACCGACUCCAUCCUGAACAGACUGUUUUCCAUCUCACUCACACACACACACACACACACACACACACACACACACACACACACACACACAC
Messenger RNA from Silurus meridionalis, 512 nucleotides. Its product is annotated as protein preY, mitochondrial-like. Bases 111 to 437 code for a protein of 108 amino acids. The record is from RefSeq and is a predicted model, not a curated record. Lineage: Eukaryota; Metazoa; Chordata; Actinopteri; Siluriformes; Siluridae. The transcript has 2 exons.